UUCCGGUUGAAACAGCCGAAAGAAGGGAAGAAAAGCGGCGGAGGCGAAGAAGAAGGGGGAUCGGCGAAACAUUUUAGGAGAGAAAACUGCCGGCGUAGCCAUGCAGGGGAAGCCGAGGAAAGUAAGGAAGGAAGAGGUCGUUACUCGAGAGUAUAACAUAAACCUCCACAAGCGCCUCCAUGGCUGUACCUUCAAGAAGAAGGCACCAAAGGCAAUCAAGGAGAUAAGGAAGUUUGCACAGAAGGCCAUGGGAACAACUGACGUGAGAGUCGACGUGAAGCUAAACAAGCAGAUUUGGAGCCGAGGCAUCAGGAGCGUACCGAGGAGGGUUCGCGUUCGCAUUGCACGGAAGAGGAACGACGAGGAAGAUGCCAAGGAAGAGUUCUACUCUCUUGUCACCGUCGCCGAAAUCCCUGCAGAGGGAUUGAAGGGUUUGGGCACCAAGGUCAUUGAGGAGGACGAAUGAGUGUAGAGUAUUUAAGCCAGCGACUUCUUUUUUGUUACCUGUUUAGUUUGAGGUACUUCAGUUUUGGUUUUAAAUUGUCAAAUUUAGUUCACUAAUCUUUGUUGGGUUUUGUUUUGGGAUAUCUCCACCACCAACUUAUU
Messenger RNA from Linum tenue, 606 nucleotides. The record is from the annotation of a GenBank genome assembly. NCBI's taxonomy places the organism in Eukaryota, Viridiplantae, Streptophyta, Magnoliopsida, Malpighiales, Linaceae.